Molecule: messenger RNA, 1194 nt
Organism: Micromonas pusilla CCMP1545
Lineage: Eukaryota; Viridiplantae; Chlorophyta; Mamiellophyceae; Mamiellales; Mamiellaceae
Exons: 2
Coding region: 1-1194 (397 amino acids)
Source: RefSeq, a predicted model, not a curated record
AUGGAAUACUCGCGCUAUAAAGCCGGCGAGGACGACGGCCGCGCCGCCGCGAAGAGCAUGGUCGAGAAGCACGCGGAGGCGCAGAAGAACGCGAUGCAGGAGGCGUGCCUGGGCGCGCUGCGACGCGCGAUGCCGGCCGCGAGCGCGGAGACGUGCCUCGCCGCGCUUCGAGGCACGGACUGGGACGCGGACAAGGCGUACCACCAGCUCAAGAGCUUCAUGAGCACGGAGAGCGGCGCCGGCGGCGGGGGGGGGGGAGGUGGGGGCCGGAAGCGGAAGAAGGCGAGGCGCGAUCGCGGCGGCUCGUCGUCGGACUCGGACGAUUCGGAUUCCGAUGGGUCGUCGUCGUCCUCCUCCUCCUCCUCCUCGCGGAGCCGCAAGAAGAGCAAGAAGAAACACAAGAAACGCGGCAAGUCGGGGAAGAAGAAAGAGAGAGAGAGCAAGAAGAAGUCUUCUAAGAAGGAGAGCAAGAAGAAGGACGGCAACAAGGAGAAGCGGCGCAAGAGAGACAGAGACGACGGCGACGGCGACGGAAAGGCGAAGAGGGCGAUGAUGAAGACGAGGGGCGCAGGUGAGACUGCUUCCCAUACGACCCCGUUCGCGUGGUGCACGCCGUUCCUUGAGGACUUUUCCCGUCGUCACUCUUCACCCGCGCUUCCCUUUCAACGUUUGACCGGACGGGGCGCCGCCGCGGGACCGGAGACGUCCUUCGGCGCGCGCGGGUUCUUGAAGGAGACGGACAAGUACGACAAAGAGGCCGAGUUCAGGGCGUGGGUGGAGGAGGUGAAGGGGAUGUCCACGGAGUCGCUUCAGAAGUGGGAGGAGCGAGAGCUGUUCAAGGAGUUCGCGGAGGAUUACAACACGUCGACGCUGCCGCACGAAAAGUUUUACGAUCUCGACAAGUGGGGCCGCGAGGAGGCUGCACGCAGGGCCGCGAGCGGAGGCGAGGAUAAGGAGGAGCGGACCGCGUUCGACGACGAGAAGGAGAGGAAGCGCGAGAUCGAGAUUGAGCGCGCGCGAAGGACCGCGGAGUAUAAGCGCGAGGCGUACGAUAAGAUGAAGAGCUCGGGGGAUCUGGAAAACUUCCGCGAGCAAGUGCGACUGAAGGAGCUCAGGACGCACGCGUACAACACCGGGGACGUGAAGACGCUCGCGAUGGUGAACAAGAAGCUCGAGCCGGAGGAGAAGAAGUAA